Molecule: messenger RNA, 1704 nt
Organism: Symbiodinium sp. CCMP2456
Lineage: Eukaryota; Dinophyceae; Suessiales; Symbiodiniaceae
Source: the annotation of a GenBank genome assembly
AUGUCGUCCCAAUUACAGAAGAAGCCCUCCAGCCUCAACUUGCUUCACAAACCAUCCGAAGCGACCGUGGACGACAAGCCGCCCGCUCACGAACCGCCCAAGGGUGCUGAUGCGAAAGAUGCCACAGCUGCGCAGAUCAAGGAGGAGCGCAAAUCCAGAUCUCGAAGCCUAGUCAUGGCUAUGGAAUGCCCGAGUGAACUCUUUGACUUCUUGCAGGCGAGCCACUCCCAGGAUAAUCCGGAGACGCCUUGCCGCAGGCUUCUCGACGCCUUCAAUGGGCCAGACUCUACGCCAUCCUUCAUGAAGGCAUCGCCCCCUACCGGGUCUACCGCCUCUACGAAUGCUUCAGGUUCGCUGGCAAGCAGUCCCGACUCCAGCCAGACUGCACCGACGGAUGGGCCUCCGAGGUCCUCCCCGCGCCCGGCACCCGUGCCUGGCAUGAAGUUUGGAUUUGGGAAUGCUUUCAAGCCCUCGAACUUGCAGUUCCGAUCAAAGUCUACCGAGAGCAACCUGGGUGACCAAACCAGCCCAACCAAGAGCGACAUCGAUUUGGUGAAGAAUGAGAUCGACAAGGCCAAGGAGGCUCUGAAGCAGGAGAAGAAAGCUGGUAAGGCUGCUGAUGGUGCUGCCGACAACAAGGAAAGCAAGCCUGGCCCUGUUGGCAACCUGGCCAAGCAGGCCCAGGCCAAGGCUUUGUUGAGGAAGCAAAGUUCAGCUGAUGUGCUGGGCUUGGCAGCUGCUGUGAGCAGCUUGAGGCUCAGCCCUGCCCAGAAGUCCGCCGCCAAGCCGAAGGGCCGGGGAAAGAAGAGGCCCGUGGAAGUGGAGGAGAGCGAGGGCGAGGAUCUUGGUUCUGCUGAAGAGAAUGAGGCUGAGGACGCCGCCAGCUACGAGAACAUUGACAGCGACGAGGAGAUCAACAAAGAGGAUCGGAUUUCGGAGGCCAAGUCCGGGAAGCAGAACCGCAAGAAAAAGCAGCCCAAGACCGCAAAAGCCGAGCCAAAGCGCAAGAGCACGGGUUCCGGAUCGGCCCAGGCCGGGUCUGAGACCAAGCAGAAGAAGCCGAAGGAGACCAAGCAGAAGGAGACCAAGCAGAAGGAGACCAAGCAGAAGGAGCCGAAGAAAACCAAGAAGCAGACCAAGACCGACCCUGUGGAGACUGCUGAGAAGGGCAACAAGCGCCCGUGCAUGGAGAGCUUCCUUGCGAAGGAGUGGCUUAAGUUCCGCGACGAGAAGAUGAAGGAGUUGAAGGGCACCAAGCCCUACCAUAUGCUGCUGAAGGACAUUGCUGCCUUGUGCCCCGGAGUCCUCAAGGAUCCACAGGCGAUCCCAUGCCGGUGGGAGAAUGAUCAGAGCAUCGUGGUGCUCGAAGUUGCCGAGGAAGGCUCGCGACGAUUGAAAGACACGGCCCCGUGCACCAUCCGAUCCCUUCUCCUCGAGUUCGAGACAAACGGAAUGGUCGAGACGACCUUGAACGGACACGAGUAUGUCCGUCCGGAAGGAAGCAGUGGCGACGUGGAUUUCUUCGAAGUCACCCCAGAUGAGCAAAACCCGCUUGUUUUCAAGUUUUCGGCCAUCCCCACAAAGACGAUCGAGCAGGGUGGCGUGAAAUUCACCAGCCUGGCGAGCUUCUUCAACAACCGCGAGCUCAUGAAUGACGCGAUGCUUGCAAUGUGCUGGCGGGUGAGCUAUUCGCAGGAUGAUCAG